Rhinocladiella mackenziei CBS 650.93 is the source of this 513-nucleotide messenger RNA. RefSeq lists its product as uncharacterized. The record is from RefSeq and is a predicted model, not a curated record. The transcript is spliced from 2 exons. Lineage: Eukaryota; Fungi; Ascomycota; Eurotiomycetes; Chaetothyriales; Herpotrichiellaceae. Bases 1 to 513 code for a protein of 170 amino acids.
AUGAAGACUUUUGGUUCGCUUGAAGUGACGGACCAAAAAUGGGGCUUUUUCCUGAAGGACGCACCUUUCCGAAGCCGUUCCUGGAUGCUUGCAUGGUCCUUGGACGGCGAUGACUCUUUUGAUAAGUCUCCGCAUACUGUCAUGCUUUCUGAGAAGUGCUUAUGGAUUCUAGGUCGGCGUAUGUUGGUUUUCCAUGGGGAUGAAGAGGGCACCGACGACAUGGGGGACGUGGAGAUGGUUAAUGUCGAAGAGAGUUCCGGCAAUGAACAUGGUUUCGGCCGCUACUCUGGUGCCACCAGUUCCAGGGCUGGUGCCGUGACCAGAGGCCACUGGAAUCGCAAGCCCAUCGUGAGCUCCAAAGGCCAAGGGGAAAGGUAUGAAGGCCCCAAAACGUCGGCCCAAGCCACCUGCAGAAGAAGUCAAGAAGGGGGCCUGGAGGAGCACCCCAAGAUGCGGACGGUGCAGUGCACCCACAAGAGAUACCGAAUGGCAUUGGCAUUGGAUGGAGGAUAA